GGUCCUUUUUAAGUGAAGUGAGAACACCCCUUGUUAGAGCUAACUCCAGUGACAGAUGAAGUGUACCGUCAAUCAUGUCCCAGAAGGUAUUGCUGAUUAAGCUGCUGUUGGUGCAUUAUGCAACCCAGGAAAUGCAAACUGCAAACUGCGAUGAAGAUGUUGUUCUGAAGUGUGAGCGUCCAGGUGUUGAUAUUGACACUGUGGAUUACCUCUCUGUGGCAUGGUACAAGUUCAACAACCAGAAGAAAAAAAAUGGUAUCAUCAGGAUGUCUAAAGAUAACAAUACCCCGCAGUACUACAGCUUCCCUCGUUCACCCCAACCCAGUUUUGGAGAGAAACACAGUUUGUUGCUGCCCAGGGUGACACCUGAAGACUCAGGCACCUACGAGUGUCACAUCAGUGCAAAUGUGGGGAGUCAAAAUCAGGAUCUUAGCGUCAACCUAAUGGUUCACGCUUGUGCGACCCAGGCUGACCUGACAACAAUGACAACUGUGUUGAACACGACUCAGUCCGCAGCAGUCUGCCACAGACAAGUGGAGGACAUGCCAGUCAUGUGGAGCAUAAUAGUUUAUGUGGCAGUGGGCCUCAGCAAAAUCGUUUUAGCUCUAAUCAGCAUUUGGGUUAUUGAAGCUGUUCGUAUGAGGUCUUCAAGACGAUGGCAGCAUUAGUGACGAAGCUGACCUGUGAGAUCAUGUAAAUAGCGGACAAAUCUUCAAAAUCAGCUAUUACACAUGAUUUUAUUGUUGCAUUUCUUAUGUACUGUACUUCACUUGUUUUCAGAGAUUUUUUUUUCCAGUAAAGCAUCCUCAGUUUCUAAAAAUGUGUCACUCUGCUGAACCAAACCAUGUGUGGCUUUUUUAUUGGCACGAUAGAGGUCAACUCACCAAGAAUAUCUAAACAGUAACAGACAUGAGAGGAUGUAAAGCUUAUAUAGAGGAACAAAACCACACACACACACACACACACACACACACACACACACCAUGCACACACUUCUACAGGUGUAAACAGCAUUUAUUGUAGUAUAUGAUAGCUGAUAUUGUGAUAGGUAUAUCGUAACAUUGAAUGGAUCUGUGUACAGGGAUUUUAACAAACUUCUGAUAUGCUAACAUAGUUUAAAUGAAAAAGCUCAGCUAAUUGUCUGUGUUUUUAAUUGUGCUGUUAGUUACUAUGAAAAAUAACACAUUUACUUUUCACGAUAAAACUAGAGCAACUGUAUCCCACAGCUUUUGGGAUUCACCCACCACAUGUUCUACUUUAGUUCCUGUCAUGAAUCAACUGCUCAAAGAAAAUGAUACCACUCCACAAUGAGUAGAACCACAAACACCAAUAAACAUAUCAACAAGCCGUUAUCAGAUGUAUAAUCAGAUGUAUAUUGUGGUUAUGUUAUCUUUAAAAAUCUCUUUCACUAUUCAGUUUCAGACUUUGAGUUUGAAGGCUGAAGACCUCUUGCGGUGAGUGCUCCCCUGUUUAGGAAGUAAGUGUGAAAGUGCAGCAUGUCGAGAUGCUGUAUUCAUGCUCUCCAGUCUGUAUCGACUCUCCCUGUUGGGGAUGUAAAGAAAUCCAGCAGCUUUUAUCCUGCAGACACUAACACCCACCGAUCGUCACAGUGAGGGAGCGGGUGAGCGUCUGCCUCUGAGUUCUCCUCCUGGUUUACAAAGUCAAACUAAUACAGAAAAAGCAUUAAAUGGAUCACUGCCUUUUGAAAAUGUUGAUUUGAGAUCAUUAAGGAGGCGAGGCGUCUCACGGAGAGCAGCUCAGCAGGCACAGAGUGAGGGAAAAUGUGCACAGAUCCCCACCUACUGGCACAUCCUCAGACAACACCACCACCACAUUCAGACAAAAUCAAACAUCAACUGAAGUUAGAGUUCAAGAGUUGAACUGUUUUUAAACAGGCUUUACAUCAUUUAAAUUUGUGAGAUUUGGUAUUUGGUAUGAUGCACCAUGGAGUGAGCCAGUAAGUAUAAACUCACUACUGGGUUUAAAAGAAGAAAAAGAAACUGUUGUAAAUUUGAUUCAUUAAAUUUGUGAUUUAAUGAUGAUGCGGUCUGUCUCUAGAUCUUUACAUAGCAAAUA
Messenger RNA from Perca fluviatilis (European perch), 2076 nucleotides. RefSeq lists its product as uncharacterized. The coding region runs from base 75 to 668 and encodes 197 amino acids. The record is from RefSeq and is a predicted model, not a curated record. The transcript is spliced from 5 exons. Lineage: Eukaryota; Metazoa; Chordata; Actinopteri; Perciformes; Percidae.